Molecule: messenger RNA, 1856 nt
Organism: Coccomyxa subellipsoidea C-169
Lineage: Eukaryota; Viridiplantae; Chlorophyta; Trebouxiophyceae; Coccomyxaceae
Exons: 9
Coding region: 204-1856 (550 amino acids)
Source: RefSeq, a predicted model, not a curated record
CCGGGAGCACGUCUCAAAACGUCUGUUAACAAUCAGUGAAACUGAUACACUAAAUUUCGCUCAAAUAUCCGCUCUGUACAUCGCUGGCUGCGCGCACGUCCUCAUCGCACCUGUGUCCGAAACAGAUCAGCUCGUCUAAGAAGCCCUGCCACGGUUGUCGGACGCCGACAGCACACAUUCCUGACGAGGAAGUGGUUUGGACGAUGAUACGGCCUGGUGCUGUCGAGCAUACCGGGAGCUCGUGCAGGCCUGCCCGGUCGGAGCAUCCCAGCUGCAGCUGCAGGGUUGCUGACUCUCAUGCACUCCCUGCGCCGCACAGACACAGCCGCAGGCAGGCCCGCUGGCAGGGCGUCACCUUGGGAUUUGCAAUUCUUCUAGCAGCUUCCAUGCCCCAGAGCUGGGCAGCCGGGCAGGAUGGGCAGGGACACAGCAAGGUGCACCGACGACCGCGCAAGGAUCAAAGCAUGGGCCGCUCACUCGCCGACCACUCCAGCAGCCUGCCUCCAGGAUUCUACAAGCGCUCAGUCGACGUCGGGGUGUUUCAGACAUCCCUGGCGGGUGUGUUGGAGUUGGAAGAUGGGAGGGAGGAGCCGGCAGUGCUGUACUUGUACCUGAAGGGCAUGAAGCACGCGGAUGUGACCACCUUCCGGGGCUUCAUGUUCCAGGAGAGUGCUGACCGUGAGUGGUACAAUUGGGGCGGCACCGGCCUCUGCAUGCCCCAGAUCGCCUGGGAGUGGCUGCCACGAGUCUUCUUCAGGUCAGUGGCAGAGCAGGAAAAGGAAUGGGACUUCACAGUGUUCAAGGACAUCAUGUUCAACGAGACAUCAGAGCCGGAGAUGGGGACUCAAGAGGAGCGAAUGCGCAUCUGUGUGCCAUUCCCCUUCGAGAUGAACGUCUCCAAUAACGAGGCUGCCGGUGACUUUGAGGUCCACGUGGAGGGCUGGAAGAACUUUGUCUACUACUCCCCAGGCAGCGUGAACCAGCCGGUCCCCCCCACGCCUGUGGCCACCGGACCGGGGGGCACGCGGGAGGUGGUGGCGCUCUUAGUGCCCUUCCUGCGGCCGACCCCCACACACAUCGCCAACAACCUGCUCUACUUCUACAUCAAGUACCACCUUGAGCUGGGCUUCUCCAAGUUCGUACAGUACACCCAGAGCGUGUACCUGGCCGGUUUCUGGGAGGACGCGCGGCUGCGGCGCUACUGGGAGGCCGGAGUUUUGGAGUACGUGCUCUGGGACAGCACAGCCGAGUGCGUGGGGCAUCUCAAGUGCAUGCAGCCCUUAAUGUAUAGCCAUGCCAUUCUGUCCUACUGGGGGCAGCCGGUCUACCUGAGCCUUGCAGACCACGAUGAAUACCUGAGUCUCAACCACCCCGACAGGUAUGCCAGCGUGAACAUUCCCCGCUACAAUGUGGUGUGCGGGCCGGGCCAGUGUGAGUAUCAGGAGGCGGCAGCAGGCACCGCGCAGAACUGGGAGCUGCAGAGGCAGCCCAACCAGCAGCUUGUCGAGCUGGAGCUGUGGAGGGACGCCACUGACUGGAAGCACCCGAUGGAGCAUUACACGUACCGCGCGCGCGAAGGCUUCACCGGCGACCGCGGCAAGUGCAUGGUCGACCCCAACCACAUGGGCGGAUUCAAUGUGCAUUAUGGAAUGGUGCUGCCCAGCGGCAAGAGGCAGGAUCCCCCUCGGGGGUAUCUCCCGUGGGGGGGACCCAUAGACGAGGAGUGCGCUGUCUGGCUGCACUUAGUCAACCUGUUUACGGGCCGAGACAAUCGCACGACUCAUGAGGUGCAGGACAGAUGGCACUGGGUUUUUGACCGGGUCAGCGGCCACCGCAUGCAGACUGGCGGGAACUGA